AUGGCGAGUCCUAUUCAAUAUCGAGCUUUAGCUAGCUCCACCACAGCAGUAAGCUCGAGAGGAGCUUUGAUCUCUGGUGUGUUGAGCAAACAAUGUAAACAGAAUCGCUUGGGGAGCUUGGUGGCUCGUAGAUAUAAAUCUGGUCCAUAUGGAUAUACACAAGCUAAAGCGCUUGUGUAUUCUAAGUAUGGGGAGCCGGCGGAUGUCUUAUCUCUUCACAAUCACUCCAUCUCCCCCUCUCUUCCUUCGAAAUCCAUUCUCCUCCGUACUCUCGCGACCCCCAUUAACCCCGCCGACAUAAACCAAAUCCAAGGUGUCUACCCCUCCAAGCCCCCCUUCACCAGUCUCCUCGGAACCGAAUCUCCCUCGGCCGUGGGCGGCAACGAAGGAUGUUUCGAAGUCAUGUCUCUCGGUCCCGGCAUAUCAACUCUUUCGAAAGGCGACUGGGUGAUUAUGAAAUCGACUGGAUUUGGAACAUGGCGCACACAUGCUAUAGCGGAGGAAUCGCAGGUUCUCAAGAUUGGUAACAAAGAGGGACUGAAGCCCAUUCAGGUCGGUACUGUGAGCGUUAAUCCGUGCACGGCUUAUAGAAUGUUGAGGGAUUUCGAGAGUAUGGUGGAGGGCGAUUGGUUCAUCCAAAAUGGUGCGAAUAGUGGGGUGGGGAGAGCAGCCAUACAGUUGGGGAAGAGGUGGGGAUAUAAGAGUAUCAAUGUUAUACGGGAUCGCGAGAAUGCUGAUGAGACUGAGGCGAUGAAAAAAGAACUAUUGGAAUUGGGUGCCACGAAGGUGGUGACCGAGUCGGAAUUGAUGGAUCAAAGUUUUAGGGAUCAGGUUAAGGAGUGGACGAAUGGAGGCAGGGAAAAGAUCCGUGUGGGGUUGAACUGUGUGGGUGGACAACCGGCUGGUGCGUUGGUGAAAUGUCUGAGUAAUGGAGGUCAUCUUGUUACAUAUGGAGGGAUGUCUAAGAAACCAUUGAUGCUUCCUACUGCAGCUUUGAUCUUCAAGGAUAUCAAGUUUAGUGGUUAUUGGGUCAGUAGGUGGAGCGAUAGCCAUCCAGACGAAAAGAAGAAGACAGUCGAUGAAAUUUUGGAGAUGACGAGAUUAGGCAUGUUUAAGGAUAUUCCGGUUCAAGAACUCAAGUGGGAUUGGGAGACAAAGGAGGAUGUGUUGAAGUCGGCAGUGAGAGGAACCUUGGAGGGGUUCAGGAGUGGAAAGGGAGUUUUCAUCUAUGGAGAUACGUAG
This is a messenger RNA of Botrytis fragariae, 1242 nucleotides long. Its product is annotated as putative mitochondrial enoyl protein. Gene Ontology annotation, molecular function: trans-2-enoyl-CoA reductase (NADPH) activity. Lineage: Eukaryota; Fungi; Ascomycota; Leotiomycetes; Helotiales; Sclerotiniaceae. Gene Ontology annotation, biological process: fatty acid metabolic process. The transcript is spliced from 2 exons. Gene Ontology annotation, cellular component: mitochondrion. The coding region runs from base 1 to 1242 and encodes 413 amino acids. The record is from RefSeq and is a predicted model, not a curated record.